This is a messenger RNA of Adineta steineri, 1347 nucleotides long. NCBI's taxonomy places the organism in Eukaryota, Metazoa, Rotifera, Eurotatoria, Adinetida, Adinetidae. The record is from the annotation of a GenBank genome assembly.
AUGCUUCAAAUUCAAUUAUGUACAAGUGCUGGUAAAUUUGAAAUUGAAUUAGAACGAUUAGUUAAUCGUAAAGGUUUAAAUAUAAAUGGUACAUGUUGUAAUGGACCUGAUCGAUUUUUUUCAUGUAUUUCACCAUGUAAAACAUUUAUUCGUUUUUGUUUACGUAAUUCAAACCCAAAUUUGGAUAAUAUUAAUCGUCCAUCAAUAGUUAAUAAUCAAGAAUGUACAUAUAGUUUUGAUGAAACACCAAUACUUGGCGGAAAUAAUAUUGAUUUUAAUCGUUCACCACAAUAUGCUAAUAUUAUUGUUUUACCAUUUAAAUUUAGUUGGAUGGGAGAUUUUGUUCUUCAUAUUGAUAUAUUUAAUGAUAAAACGUAUGAUGGUCAACCAUAUCCAGGUAGUGCACGUGAAUUAAUCAUGUCAACAACAAUACGUUCAUCAAUUUAUCCAAAUUCAUCUUCAUGGCAACAUUCUCAAACAAUUGAUUCUUCAUUAACUUCUCAUGAAUUUUCAUUUCGUUAUCGAGUAUCAUGUUCAACAAAUUUCUAUGGUUCACAAUGUUCACGUUUUUGUUCUCCACUCUCAUUACAUUCACGAUGUGAUCCUCAAACAGGUGAUAUUAUAUGUCAACAAGGAUGGACUGGAAUUGAUUGUAAUAAAGCUAUUUGUCGUAAAGGUUGUCAACAUGGACAUUGUUUAAAUCAACCCGACCAAUGUAUUUGUCAUCGCGGAUGGACAGGAGAUAAUUGUGAAGUACCAUUAAAACAAUUAAUUAAAAUUUCAAAUGAAAAAUUAGAUUGUAAAAAUGGUGGAAAAUCUAUUAAAUCAAAAUGUCAAUGUUCAUUAGGUUUUCAAGGUUUAUUAUGUGAAGAACGUAUUUGUUUAAAUGGUGGUUUAAGUUCAUUAGGAAAAUGUAUUUGUCCACCAAAUUAUGAAGGUAAACAAUGUGAAAUUGAAUUAAAAUGUCCAAUAUGUCGUAAUAAUGGUCGAUGUGAAAAUAAGAAAUGUAUUUGUACAAAAGAAUUUAUUGGACAAUAUUGUGAAAUUGAUAUUCGACUUAUACAAAAAAAAGAUGGAAAAAUAUUCUCAAUGGAAUUAAUUAUCUUAUUAUUCUUUAUCGUAUUAUUUAUAUCAAUAUUAAUCAUACUAUCAUGUAUAUUUUAUAAAUAUUCCAAUCAAAAACGUAAACAAUUAAGACAAAUUCAAGAAAUCAAUUUUGAAAAAAUUUGGACAGUGGAAAAUAAUGCAUCAACAAAUAUAUUCAAAGAAUCAAAUGAAAAAAUUCUUGAAAAAAAAGAUAUUAAUUUAAAAUUAAAACAAAUAGACAUUCAAGCUUCACUUGUAUAA